CAGCGUCGCGGUUCCCAGCAAAUCGGGUCAGAAAUAUUUCAACUUCUGUAGAGCAUUGCGCUGAUUCUCACAGGGCAACAGCGCGGUGAUCUGUGAAACGACUGGUGUCGAAACCACGCAUGUGCCACAUCGACCCAGAAGAGCUAUAUACCCUGUGCGCAUGCGUAACGCAGAGUAUCGCUUCGUGUGUGGUAGUACUCUUCUUUAACUCUCCCAAACAGGCUUAUGAAGAAAAUCAAGGACCGCUUGUAUCGCGCGAGUUGCCUCAGCACAGUGGCAAAGCAAGUAAUAGACCAAUUCCUUACUCGAAUCUGGUACCUGUCAACUUAGGGAGGAUGGGACGUUCCUCCAAGGACAAGCGUGACAUUUACUACCGCCUGGCCAAAGAAGAGGGAUGGCGAGCCCGCAGCGCAUUCAAACUUCUGCAACUGGAUGAGGAAUAUCAUUUGUUUCAAGGUGUCUCCAGGGCUGUGGAUCUCUGUGCAGCUCCUGGGAGCUGGAGCCAGGUUUUAAGCCGAAAGCUCAAAGGAGAAGACGCUAAAAACUCAGAUGUCAAAAUAGUGGCUGUAGAUUUGCAAGCCAUGGCUCCAUUGCCUGGUGUCAUCCAAAUCCAGGGGGACAUUACCAAGGUCUCUACAGCCAAGGAGAUCAUUUGCCAUUUUGAGGGGCAGCCGGCUGACCUGGUGGUGUGUGAUGGAGCCCCUGAUGUGACUGGACUCCAUGACAUAGAUGAGUACAUUCAGGCCCAACUACUGCUCGCUGCCCUGAACAUCACAACACAUGUGCUAAAGAAGGGAGGGACGUUUGUAGCAAAGAUAUUCCGAGGGAAGGACAUCACCCUUCUGUAUUCCCAGCUGCGGCUUUUCUUCCCUGUUGUGACGUGCGCCAAACCCCGAAGUAGCCGCAACUCCAGCAUUGAGGCCUUUGUUGUUUGCCAAAACUACAGCCCCCCUGAGGGCUAUGUGCCAAACAUGUCCAAUCCCUUGCUGGAUCACUGUUACGAUGUGGAUUUUAACCAGUUGGAGGGCCCUAAUCGGGUCAUUGUCCCCUUCCUGGCUUGUGGAGAUCUGAGUGCUUACGAUUCCGACCGGACGUACCCUUUACAGCUGGAUCCUGAGAAGAAAUAUACUUAUGUACCCCCCACUCAGCCUCCCAUCCGCCCUCCCUACGAAGAGGCCUGCUUCUUAAAGAAACACAAUCUCCUCACCAAGGAGCAAAUGCCCCAACCUCAGCAGGAAACCGCCCCCUGCGAGCCUCCACAGCAGCAAGAGCAGGGGGCUGUGUGCCUUCCUCUAGAGGCCAAGGUCAUGGAAGAACUGUCGAUGUGAUAUAAAAGCUGAAGGCAUGCACACUGGCCCUCUGUUGGCUGGAAGGACUUUUCAUUUAAUUCUUCUUGGUUUCCUUGUAUUGUAUAGUAUAGGAUUUCCUGUUUUAUCCCUAGCCAAAGUUGCAUUGCUUUUCAUAAAGUCUGGUUACUUGUUCAAA
This is a messenger RNA of Rhineura floridana, 1485 nucleotides long. It is a transcript of the gene FTSJ1, whose product is annotated as FtsJ RNA 2'-O-methyltransferase 1. Lineage: Eukaryota; Metazoa; Chordata; Lepidosauria; Squamata; Rhineuridae. Gene Ontology annotation, biological process: tRNA methylation; cytoplasmic translation. Gene Ontology annotation, cellular component: cytoplasm. Bases 120 to 1328 code for a protein of 402 amino acids. The record is from RefSeq and is a predicted model, not a curated record. The transcript is spliced from 11 exons. Gene Ontology annotation, molecular function: tRNA methyltransferase activity.